This is a messenger RNA of Marchantia polymorpha subsp. ruderalis, 3065 nucleotides long. The record is from the annotation of a GenBank genome assembly. NCBI's taxonomy places the organism in Eukaryota, Viridiplantae, Streptophyta, Marchantiopsida, Marchantiales, Marchantiaceae.
AUUUCUAUAACCUUUUUUUUUCUAACCGUGACGGUUUCAUCCUUUCGAAGUGGGUUUCUUCAUUCAGCAAAAUUGUAUGAAGCAUGCCAGACGGAUGACCUCAAAUCGAAGCAUUAAGUACUGACUGCAAAGAGCCAUUGUAAACCAUCGCCAAGUGCACAACAAGAGUUUUGCAGUACGUACGAAGGGAACAGACGGCAUAUAUAGUAGUACUGAUCACUGGGUUGGCGCCUGGUGCAAUUCUGGUUUUCAACAUCCACAUUCAGGUAUAACGACGCACAAUUAGGUACUUGAAACUCAUUUUUAUUCAUGGAAUGCGUCCAAGCACUGCUGCAUUUCGGGCUUCUUGACACGAUAUUUGAAUUGUUCAUGUUCCCGCCCUUUGGGAUCCCUAUCACUUACAGCAAUACGAAGUUCCGCUCUAGCUAAAUUUGCGUGUUACUCGAGACAUGAACUACCUCAAAUCGUCUGCACGGCAACGCAGUUCAUCCCCUAAACAUCUACAGCUACGCCUAUCGACAGAAUUGGCCUUCAUAAUGUUUUCGAUGCACAAAGCACAUCUAAACACGAGCGCCACCAACCGGAGCAGAAAUUCUCAAAAUAAGAACCUCCACUUCAACGACUGCGGCACAAGCACUCGCUGCGAUAUACAAGCCCAGUCCCUCCGCAGAGAAGAGCAGGAAAAGAUCUCACAGGAAGUGCAGUUUAAUCCUUAGGCUCCGCCGAGCAGAGGCAUCGACAGCGGGCAACAAGCAGGUCUCUCAGAUUGAAAACCGCAAUCGGCAUCGACGGACUAGUUGUAAAAACAGCCGUCUUCGAUCAAGCGCAUGUUGGGGCAAUGUUUCUCCUCACGGCCCACGAAGUCGCUGCCCGCCAUCGCUCAUCGCCACUCGCCGGGAGGAAGAAGAGAGAUCGAAAGAGGAGGCAGAAUAAGCGCGCCCUUAAUCUCUUGUAGUCGCCUUCCUCUGCUUUCUAUCACUGCGCUUCGCUCCCGCCGUCGUCCAGUCCCGCCGUGAGAUGCGUCCGACUUCUUCCCGAGGCAGCGCUCGACGUUUCGACUGCUGGUUCUCACGUCGCACUGCCGCCGGGAGAGAGACGACUUCUGGCGGGGUUCGCCUCCAAAGUUGGUGGUUUGGGUAAAUAAGCCGGAGUCCAGGGGGAAGCCAGAAGGAGCGAGACUUUCAAACGCGAGAGACGCGACGUGAAGAAGGCCGCCAAAUCUAGCGAAACCCUAGAGAAAGAGUAACAGUUGACUGACAGUCAUGUUGAAUUCAACUAUACUCGUACUUCCAGAUUCAGAAUUCUUUGGAUCACGUGUGGAAUAUGUAGAUCGGAUUUGAAUGCGUAGCGCAGAGGCUGUGGUUGCAAUCCGAUGGAGUUCUGCCUACUGUAACGUUGAGAAUUCGAGGUCUGUGGAAUUGACAAGAGCGAUGUCUUGUGGAUGUGAAUUUCGCUUACCCGACUACAGCAGCGGUCGAUGAAAUUCAGUGUUUCAGAUGCUGCUAAUUUACGCCAGCUCGGGUCUGCUUUUUAUUUGAUAGAUCGUCGAAGAUUGCCACUCAUUCGUGCCCCAAAUUAUUUUUUGUGCUUUUCGGGGGUAAUUUUCCUCGAGGAAUUGUGAUGGAUUAAUUUCUAUCCGCAUCAUCAGUAUGCACUGAUUCCUGCAUGUCCUCGAAGUUUGUGUUGGGAUUUCGAAUGGAGCGCUUUGCAAACGCAAUCUGAAUUAUGUAAUUGAGCUAUGGGGUUGUCACCGAAUGCGAUUGAAGAGUCCCGUAAAGCACUCUUCGUCAGACAUGGGGCAGCUUUUGUUGGAGCAGUCGCUACAGAGACUGCUUUCUUUUAUCCGAUCGAUACGCUCAAGACUCUGCUGCAGGUGAAUGCAAAUGCGGGAAGGAAAUUGGAUGUUUCUGCGGUGGUUGAAGGAGUGUCUAAAUCCUCUGGGUUUACAGGUCUAUAUGGAGGUGUAGGAUGGCAGCUUCUGGGUCGACUCUCCUCUUUGGGAUUACGAUUUGGAGUUUAUGAGCUCAUGACAGCAUUCUACGCGGAUGGACGUAGUGACAGCUACGUAAGCUUGUCAGAGUCUUUUCUCGGCGGUCUCACUGCUGGGGCAGUUGAAUCUCUUGUCUCUACCCCAUUUGAUAUCCUGAAGGUUAGGGCACAGAUUACUAGUGCAACCACUGGUGUAAUCAAAGUACAAGGAGAGACUGUAAAGCUUAAUGCACAUAAAGCCCAACCCAACCUGCCUACAAAUAUUCCUGACGGUCCCCAUUGGGAUCGAAUCAGACGUUCGCUUUCUCUAUUACCUUCUCGAUCCCCUGACAUUACUGCAGAUUUGAGGAAGUAUCCUUGGUUAGCCACAGGCUCUGGCCAACCACCACUUGUGAAGGAUGUUGGAGGUCUUAGAGGGGCCGUUGGUUUAGAAGGCUUGAAUGUUCUCUGGAGAGGGCUUCGUCCUGGUCUGUAUCGGGAUGCCAUGUAUGGCGGAUUCUUCUUUUGUGGCUGGCAGUUCCUGGAUGAUCUUGCAACGGAAGGAAGGGCGUAUAUGAUGAAUCCUCCACCGACGUCUUGGGAUGAUGUAAGUCCGUCGUCACCUUGGCAGCUAAGCAUCACAGCAGGUAUAGUCGCUUCAUUUGCAGCCACAGCUUCACAUUCUUUCGACUCCGCAAAGACUAGACUUCAAGCCACCGUUGUGCCGAAGUAUUUGACGAUGGAGAGAAAAAUGCUGAAGUGGAAGGCACCAGGUAGCUGGUUCGAAAGCAUAGUGGGAUUCAGCCCCUUCGAUCGACAUUUCUUAAGAAGAGGUCUCGGUCUUAGAGCGUUGCAGCACGGUUGUGGGACAUUCGCUCUUGUUUUGACUUACCAUACGGCCGUGCAAGCGGCAAAAAUAAAGAAGUGGUGAUUAAUUUUGGAGCUGUAUCUCAUGUCUGGCCGUCGAUACUCUCAUAUUUGGAACUUUUUAGUCUUCACUUUGUACAUUGAAGGAUGAUGACCUCAAAACGUGUGAUCAGUCUUACGAUUCGAAUCGCUCAAUCUUUGACCUGCUAAAGCAGGUAGAAGUGUGGAAG